Messenger RNA from Coffea arabica (coffee), 966 nucleotides. RefSeq lists its product as uncharacterized. NCBI's taxonomy places the organism in Eukaryota, Viridiplantae, Streptophyta, Magnoliopsida, Gentianales, Rubiaceae. The record is from RefSeq and is a predicted model, not a curated record.
AUGGCAGCCCAAAGAACCUUGAGGGAGCUUGCAACCCCAAAUGUUAACCAACAGCCUCUGUGUAUCACUUACACUGACACGGAGGAGGCUUUUGAACUAAAAUCUGGGCUGAUUCACUUAUUGCCUACAUUUCGUGGUAUUGCAGGUGAGGACCCACACAAGCACUUGAAGGAAUUCCAUGUAGUGUGUUCAACCAUGAGACCUCAGGGGGUCACUGAGGAGCAAGUCAAAUUAUGUGCGUUUCCAUUUUCCCUAGCGAACAAGGCUAAGGAUUGGUUGUUCUACUUGCCAUCGGGGUCCAUCACCACCUGGGAAAGAUUAAAACGGCAAUUCCUGGAGAAGUUCUUCCCCGCGUCUAGGGCAGCCAAUAUCAGAAAAGAGAUAUGUGGAAUCAGACAGGCAAAUGGAGAGACUCUUUACGAAUAUUGGGAGCGUUUCAAACAACUGUGUGCUAGUUGCCCACACCAUCAAAUUCCUAACCAACUGUUGAUCCAAUAUUUCUACGAGGGACUUCUACCCAUGGAUAGGAGCAUGGUCGAUGCAGCUAGUGGAGGAGCUCUAGUGAAUAAGACGACAGAUGAAGCGAAACUACUGAUAUCGAACAUGGCCGAAAAUUAUCAACAGUUUGGAGUCCGAUCUGAGGGCAUGACUAGGAGUGUCAAUGAGGUGAAUCAUUCUGACUUGGCAAAUAAGUUGACUGAACUAAUGGCUCUGGUUCGUCAGAUGGCAGUAGGGCAAGUACAAGCAGUGAAAGCAUGUGGGAUAUGUGCUGCUUCCGAACAUGUGACCGACAUGUGUCCGACCCUUCAAGAAGACCCAUACGAGCAAGCUAGUGCCAUGGGAGGUAUGUCUAGACCUCCUCAAAGGAGAAAUGAUCCCUAUACACCCACAUACAACCCAGGGUGGCGAAACCACCCCAACUUUAGCUACGCUCAGAAAUCUUUGGGUUUCCAACAACCAUUCUAG